Prunus persica (peach) is the source of this 2277-nucleotide messenger RNA. RefSeq names its product AT-hook motif nuclear-localized protein 27. Gene Ontology annotation, biological process: vegetative to reproductive phase transition of meristem. The coding region runs from base 718 to 1674 and encodes 318 amino acids. Lineage: Eukaryota; Viridiplantae; Streptophyta; Magnoliopsida; Rosales; Rosaceae. The transcript has 2 exons. The record is from RefSeq and is a predicted model, not a curated record. Gene Ontology annotation, cellular component: nucleus. Gene Ontology annotation, molecular function: minor groove of adenine-thymine-rich DNA binding; DNA-binding transcription factor activity.
GGGCGCGUAUAGCAAUUUGAGGUCCUUUAUUUUUGUCUUGGUAAUUGCUUGAAUUGUGCUUUUACCUCACGCUUUUCCACCAAUUCCUCCUCAAAACUCUCCUGUCUCUCUCUCUUCUCCAACUCAUUCAUUCAUAGGCCUCCAAAUUUAGAAAUUGAAGAAUUUCAUAUACAGAUACAGUGGUGUUUUCGCUUCACAGUCCCCUCCACAGCUCAACUCCGGCAACUUAUUUGAGAAAUUUCAUAAACAUAAAAUCGCCGAUAAGUGACUAUAUCUUGUUUCUAGCUCCUUAAUUAUUAUUAAUUUCUAAGUAGUGAGUAUAUAUCUGUUGAAUAUCACUCCGAUCCCUUUUUUUGUUUGAAGAUUGACCAGAUCAUUCCCAUUGAUCUUUGGAUUUUUGAGGGCUUGACUUGCAAUUUUGAAGUUGCUACGGAAAUAGAAGAUUCUGCUGUGCAGUGCGCACCACUCAAGUCUCAAGCUACCCAUUUCAUUUUGUAACCGAUGAAUCUCAGACUCUCAUCAGAUAUUGACCGCUGCUGCAUCUCAGUUUGUUGAAUCAAAAUUUUUGACCCUAUCAAAGCAAAGCAAAGAAAAGACCGCCCAAGUUCACACACAAAUACACUUUAUAGAUAUAUACAUAUAUAUAUAAAGUGGUGAACGAAAGAAGAGAAAGGAAUUAGGCUGGCAAAUAAGUGGUGGGAGAAAAUAGAUGUGGCGAUGGCGGGCUACAAUGAGUCAUUGUCUACAACCUCAGCCCCAACUGCUUCUCGCUACGUCCACCAGCUCUUCCACCCUGACCUCCACCUCCAAGUCCAUCAACAACAACAACUACACCACCAUCAUCAACAACAACAGUCCGAUGAUUCCCACCACCAAGACGACCAAGAUCACAACAAUAACAAGAUAAUCGAAUCCUCCGACACCGCCGCCACCAGUUCCGGCGGCGGAGGCGACGGAGAUGGUGGAAGUGGUAGUGGGGGUCCCACACGCCGCCCCAGAGGCCGCCCUGCAGGCUCCAAGAACAAACCCAAGCCCCCAAUCAUCGUCACGCGCGACACCCCCAACGCCCUCCGCUCGCACGUGCUGGAAAUCUCCGCUGGCGCAGACAUCAUGGAAAGCGUCUCCAUCUACGCCAGGCGGAGGGGGAGAGGCGUGUGCGUGCUGAGCGGCAGCGGCACCGUCGCCAAUGUCACGCUUCGUCAGCCUGCGGGGAGCGUGGUCACUCUUCACGGACGCUUCGAGAUACUUUCGCUGUCCGGGACGGUGCUUCCUCCUCCGGCUCCUCCAGGUGCGGGGGGACUGUCCAUAUUCUUGGCGGGCGUGCAGGGACAAGUCGUUGGGGGUUGCGUGGUGGGCCCGCUGUUGGCUUCCGGUCCAGUGGUUUUGAUGGCUGCUUCGUUUGGAAAUGCUGUGUUUGAGAGAUUGCCAUUGGAUGAUCCGGAAGAGGGUACUCCUACUGGUGGUAAUGGUGGCGGUGGAGGCUUGCAAGUGCAACAACCUACGGCUUCGCAAUCUUCGGGGGUGACUGGCGGCCUUGGUGAAGGUACUGGGGGAAAUAGCGGCGGCGGUGCUGGCCUUUUCAAUCUGGGAGGGAAUAUGGCUGCUAACUAUCCGUUUUCGGGUCCUGAUUUGUUCGGGUGGGGUGGGGGAAGUACUCCGCGGCCUCCGUUUUAGUAGUUACUUGUGAUUCUGAUUUUGAGUAUGGUUUCCAUGACAUGGGGGUGUUGAUGCUACUGCUAGCUAGCUCGUGUGAAUCAAGCAACUACUUUUCUCAGAUUUCUGAAGAGGUGAUGAAAUUAAGGAAGGUAGCUUGCUAAUUUGGUUGUCUGAAUGUGAUAAAAUUAAGGAUUAGCAGUCAUCACAUGAACAUUAAUUGAAGAGAUUUCUUCAGUCAGUGGCUUCAAUGGGAACAAAGUAUAUAUAUUUACAAUGGAAGAAGAAUGAUGAAGGCUUGGUGUGUUGAGUAGGAAAAAAAUAAGCAACAGUUAAGGAUAUAGUAGAGACUUUGCAAGGUCAGUAAGUUAUAAUAUUUAUAAAUGGAUGGUGUUCUUUCCCAUCUUCUUUCUUCAAUAUCCUUUGAAUAUGUCUCUCUCUCUUAUAAUUAUAGCAGCUAUGCUAGUUGUAGUGUGAUGAUGCACAUUUCUAGGGUUUAUAUAUUAAUGUCUCUCAUGUUUCUCUAGAUCUGUCCAUCUUCUCCGGCAACAGUAAUAUAUCCAACAUUAUGUUAUGUGUUUUUGUUCAUUUCUAGGAUUGAAUUAAUAAACUAUGCGUUUCAGU